Messenger RNA from Plasmodium cynomolgi strain B, 1359 nucleotides. RefSeq lists its product as hypothetical. Gene Ontology annotation, molecular function: GTPase activity; GTP binding. The transcript has 2 exons. The record is from RefSeq and is a predicted model, not a curated record. Gene Ontology annotation, cellular component: mitochondrion. Bases 1 to 1359 code for a protein of 452 amino acids. Lineage: Eukaryota; Apicomplexa; Aconoidasida; Haemosporida; Plasmodiidae.
AUGAUCGAGUUCAAAUUUGUGCAUCGUUUUACGAACAUGGGGAAGGGAGCGGGAAAGGAUAAGGGCAGCUCCUCCAUCAGUGUGUGGAAAAAGGACCUCGGGCCGAAUCUGGGGGAUGUGUUUCUAAGAACCAGCUUAGAGGGCGCAAAAAAUGGGGAGGGGAGCAGACCAGUGGGCCUCCACCCCAACGGGGUGAUCAACCGCGGAAGUCCCCCCGCUGGUGGCAGUGGUGGUAGUAGUGGUGGUAGCAGCACAUGUAGCACCACCUGUGGCGGAAGUGCCCCCCCCGUGGAGGGCGGAGAAAGAAGGGUGAGCCUCAAAUUUACCAACUUCGCAUGCAGAGACGAAUUCAUAUUCGACGCAAACAUAACGUGCUUCCCAAACUACAUGCACAAGUCAUCCCUAAACAUAAAAAAAAAAAUAGACAUCUCCGAUCUUAUCAUUGAAGUGAGAGACGCCCGAUUGCCCUUUACCAGCACGAACGACUUCAUCAUGGAGAGUAUAGAAAAAAAAAACAAGGACAAAAAAAGAAUCAUUAUCUUAAACAAAGCCGAUUUAAUCCCCAAGAAAGUAGCCCUAAGUGCAAAAAGCAUAAUUGAAGAAAAAACAAAAAAUAUGUGCCUAUUGACAUCAGCCAAAUUCAAUAAAAGCAUCUCUAAAAUUAGGGACCUGUGUAGAGAUAUGAAGCCCCAAUUUAGGAGUCUCGGAUUAUUUACCUUGUUAGUGGGAUUACCCAACGUUGGCAAGUCCAGCAUCAUCAACUCCUUUAAAGAUGUAACGCAUAACUUAGCCAAGUAUGGACACAAGAAUAACAAAAUAGCCUUCGAAGUGAAUAGGAAGAAGGCCAAAACGAACGUCAUUGCAGGGACUACUCAGAUGAUCGACACGUAUAAGGUUUCAAACAACCCCCUGCUCUACUUUAUCGACACACCGGGGAUUUAUUUACCCAAAAUGGAAGACAAAGAAAUUAGCCUCAAGUUAUGUGCCAUAGGAAAUGCCCUCGAUUACAAGUACGACCACAUGUAUGUAGGAGAUUAUAUUUUGUACACUCUAAAUAAGAGGAUGAACUUCAACUAUGUUAAGAUGAUUGGCUUGGACGAACCAACCAAUGACAUUCGCUUCGUCUGCAAUGUCAUAGCGACUAAACUGAAUCUCUGUAGGAAUUAUAAGUACCUUGACAUGAAUGGUGGUUGUCGUUAUUUUAUUGAUAUGUUUCGCUUGGGCCUGUUUGGGCGUAUUUGCCUGGAUAAUGUGCCUCGCUCCACUGAAGACUUCGUCACCUACUUUGACUUCAACUCCGCGGAACCCCUCGCCGUGGACGCCAGCGCAGGCCCCGCGCCAUUCCGCGGCCUGCUCUAG